AUGGCAUCAAGCAAAUUUGCCUUGUGCAUUCUCCUGUCCCUUGUAGCAGCUGCCAUUGCUUCUGCAAGUAGCAAUUAUGGAAAUGGUUAUGGUUAUGGCAAUAAUGCCCCAAAAACAUACAAGAAGGUUGUGCCUACAAAGGGAUUGGUUCUUUCAGCAAAUAUCAAUAUUGCUGUUCAAGGGAUGAUUUAUUGCAAAUCAGGAUCUAAACUCAUCCCACUUAAGGGAGCUGUAGCAAGGGUAACAUGUUUGGGAGUGGAGAAGAACGGAUAUGAAACUGCUCCAUUCUCCUUCUCAAGCUACCAAUCAGACUCAAAGGGUUACUACUACGCAGUGUUUUCUUUAAAAGAGCUCAAGGAAUAUGAUCAAUCUUGCACAAUCACACAGUGCAAAGCCUUCUUAGAAAGCUCUUCUCUCGAAGAAUGUGAUGUCCCAACUGAUGAAAAUAAGGGCAAAACUGGAGCUCUUCUUACUUCUUACAGAUUACUCAAUGGCAAGAAGAACACAUUGUUGUACACUGUUGCCCCUUUUGUUUACACUUCUGAUAAUUCCAACUACAAGAAGGAGGGUUAUUAGAUAAAUUUUGCUGUUUUUUUCCCAUUAAUAAUUUCCCUGUUUCCCACCCAUGAGAUUUGACAUCUUGACCUUUUUUC
Molecule: messenger RNA, 653 nt
Organism: Lycium barbarum (goji berry)
Lineage: Eukaryota; Viridiplantae; Streptophyta; Magnoliopsida; Solanales; Solanaceae
Product: protein SEED AND ROOT HAIR PROTECTIVE PROTEIN-like
Exons: 2
Coding region: 1-576 (191 amino acids)
Source: RefSeq, a predicted model, not a curated record